This is a messenger RNA of Babesia microti strain RI, 2040 nucleotides long. RefSeq lists its product as hypothetical. The record is from RefSeq and is a predicted model, not a curated record. Lineage: Eukaryota; Apicomplexa; Aconoidasida; Piroplasmida; Babesiidae. The coding region runs from base 1 to 2040 and encodes 679 amino acids. The transcript has 5 exons.
AUGCAGCUACCAAUGAAGUUUUUAAUAUAUACAUCUAGCAGCUUAAAUUGUACAAAACGAUAUCUGUCUACUCUGAAUUAUCAAAGCUCAAGUGUGAUUAAAAAUUCAGCAGAGGGACAAUUCUUCAAACAUAAGAAAUUGGACAGAAUAGCGCACAAGUUUGUCAAGAUUCCAAUCCAUUACCAAACACCCAAAGAACUAAAUGCUACGAUUGUCUCGGGAGGUAACGCUUUUUUGAAGAAUUCCAAUUUUUGGAGAAGAUGCGAAUCAGCCACUUUGCGACUUUUGAAUUGCUUCACUCCAUUUGACUUGGUACAUAUUUUGAAUGGAUUUGCCAAGGGAAAUCAUUUUUCGGACGUCCUGUUUAACAAAAUUGGUCAUAUAUUGACGAAAUCAAUUGAUGAUAUCAAAAUUGAGCACUUUCACGCAAUCCUACUAGCCUAUUCAACUGCCAAUAUUUAUAUACCCAACUUGAUCAAAGCAAUUGAACGCAGAGUGGCACUUGAAUAUUCACUAAUUACUCCAAGUUGUUUAUCUUUAUAUCUAACCACGACAGACAUAUUUAAUUAUACACUCAGCACACACACAAUCGAUGUUAUAUUACCAUAUUUAAGCCGUUAUUGUGGUUCGUUCCCCCCAGAGGACUUUUGCCGAGCAAUUUGUGGUGUUAUAAAGUACAUCAAAUCGUACCCUAAAGAAUGGGAAUCUUUGCAAGAGAAUUUACUCUCCAAUAUAUCCAAUUUUUCAAUCUGGCUUUACAUUGCACUUUGCAGGAAAUUAACUCAUCUGCCAUCACACAUGAUAUCUGACAAACUUGUAUGCAAGAUAAACGAAUUUGCAUUGGCGCAAGCUCCUCUAAUUGCACCGGCACAAAUACCAUCACUUCUAAAAUCAGUGUAUUACCUCGGCAAUUGUAAAAAAAUGGAAUCAUCUAUAGCCACAAUAAAAACGUUGUUGAACUAUUUGAUUAGGCAACACAAAGAGAUAGAUUGCUUUGGCAUACUAACUGCGUAUGCCAUAUCGCAAGUUUUGAAUGUGGACAAUCAUUAUCUAUCGCAAAUAAUGGACACAUUUGUCAAAGACAAGAUUGGUAUUGACAAAUACAAGUUGAUCAAGUUUCUAAAAGAUCUUCAAUACGACAAGAAAAUUGACACUUUAGUUUGCAAAUUUGUAUCAGACUCUGUGUUACCCGGAAUUAAAGCUAGGGAUGUAAAUUUAUUGAUUGAGUUGGCAUUGGUAUUCAAAGAGCAUAAAUUUGCUAGGGGAGUGGAAGAUAUAGCAAAAACAGCAUCGGAAUUGAGUGUUGACGGUCGUGAUGCCGUAGACUACUUACGCCUAACAGAUAUCGUUUCUAACAGUAGCAAUGCUGAUAUAUUCAAAGCUGUAACUGAUAAAUUCCACCCAAACACCUAUGCCCAGGCCAUAAUCCUGUACAAAGAAUCGGAGAGCUUUGCCAAGUGGCUAAAAGUAGCUUUGUCCCAAGGCAUAUCAUCUAUUGACAAAGAAAUUAUCCCAGCAAUGCUACAUUCGCUGGUGACUGGCAACACAAAUGUCGACGUUAAUGCCAAGGAAAUUGAGCAGGCCCUUGAUUACAUAUCCAGGCCAGAAAUCUUGGCCAAAGUGCCUCUUUUUGGACAAGAAACUUUGGUAAAGGUUGUAUACCAUAGGAAAUCACACACAAAUCUAAUCAAAGAUGUGUUUAGCAUAAUAUCCAGUAAACCGGACAUCGAAACGUACAUAAUAGCAAUUUCAUGCCUGCAAGCUGCAAUACACUUGGAUACUCCAAGAGAUGCCAUUAUUAGGUGGAUCAUUAAAUAUUGCACAUUGGCCAAGUCCCACUUACCAUUGGUGUUAAAACUUCUAAUCAGGUGUAAUAUACACCAAAAGGAUGGAUCUUACGACUUGACACCUAUAUGCAACGCGAUAGAUGUUGCCCUGGAACUCGAUAGUGACGUGGGUAGGAUUGAAAAACUUAAGCAACUUGCCAGGAAAUUAAAUACCCCAGAGCCAGUUGAAAUACCAGAACCAAUGUACGAAUAA